This is a messenger RNA of Colletotrichum graminicola M1.001, 2379 nucleotides long. RefSeq names its product Ulp1 protease family protein. NCBI's taxonomy places the organism in Eukaryota, Fungi, Ascomycota, Sordariomycetes, Glomerellales, Glomerellaceae. Bases 1 to 2379 code for a protein of 792 amino acids. The record is from RefSeq and is a predicted model, not a curated record. The transcript is spliced from 2 exons. Gene Ontology annotation, cellular component: nucleus. Gene Ontology annotation, molecular function: deSUMOylase activity. Gene Ontology annotation, biological process: protein desumoylation.
AUGACCUCAGUUCGAGGCGCUGUCAGCAAGGUCUCCAGUAGCAUUGCUGGCUAUGUGUACCCGCGCAACUACAACGUCGUUGAGCGACACUCUCGCGACCAGCAAACCGGCAAUAUUGGCACGAAGCGCAUCAAACUAGAACUCGCCGACGACUUCCUCGAUGACACCAUGGCUGCACAGCAGUCCCGGGUUGUUCACUUGGCUACGCCCAACCCCAACCUCGUGUGGGUAGACGAGUCCACAAGAGUCGCUCAUUGGCAUCAGGUAGCCCCGCUUGUCCGAGCACUUCGAAGCAUCAGUCGCCGGAUUGAAAAGGGCAUGUUGGGUUCCAGAGACAGCUCUCCUGCCUCUCGAGGGGACGAGGAUGCCCGCUCGCAGCGUAUCCAUACCCUCGGGGCCUACGUCACCGUUUUCCAGCAGACGGCGUUCGUCCUGGAGACCGUUUAUUCUCACACAUUCUUGGCGAAGCUGAAGGACACAUUCAAAUCCCCCCAGUCGAUCAUGGAUUAUGACGUGAACCCGGACGAGUUUCUGGCCAUCACGGCGGCCCAGAAAUUUGUGGAUGACUUCCCCAACGAGUGCUCCCCUGUCCUGGCUGAGUCCGGCGUCACUCAGCGGGUUCUCAGGGGCAUUGGUGCGGACCUGGACGCUCUUGCUAACCGGAGGCCAAUGCCCAGCCUUGUGCAGCGGGCCGGGCUGGUCGGCAAGGUUAUCAAGUUCUUUCGGGGGGGCGACAGCUUCGGUGUGGAGACUCCUGAUGAUUCCGUCUCCAAGCCGGCCGCUGAAAUGCCCGGCAGUUUUCCCGACGCGCAGGUGAAGAACGAGUCCAUGGCCGAAGAGGCUAAGUCCGCGAGAGACGCUCCUGAGUAUCGUCAAGUCACCAAACCCAACUACUUGCCACCCGCCAGAACCACUGACGCGUAUACCUUUGUUCGGGAGCAUCUGGCCGAGAUCGCAACCAAACGACGAGCUGCCUUCAAGGAUGGGCUCACUGAUACGGACCCUGGGGACCUGCUCCCCAGACCGAGCCCCAGAUCCAUCUUCAAGAAGGAUAACCAGUCUCCCGUUGUGUUGAAGCGCCUCCAGAAGGCGAGGGGCUUGAAGAAGGUUCAGUUUUCGCCAUCGGCGAAGGUGUCGACUUCCUCGUCAUCGAAACCGGUAGGCUUCUUGAAUAAACUGUUCGGCUCGCCGCUUCGGCAGGUCACGGAUGACAGCUCCCUCAGUGGUGCGCAAACCGAUGGCUCACCCGAGAGCCGUAGCCCUGCGAGGCCAGGGCGCCUUGCGGGCACCGGGCAGGACACGGACAACACAUCGGAGGAUAGUGACGGGGAGUCCCUUGCGUCGAUAUGCCAGCCCCGCCUCGUGCAGCAUCUUAAUAAAUCCCUGAGAGGCCUCGAAGCCAAGGGCUUCUUCGUCAAGGAUGAGCCGCGGGACGCGUCGUCCUGUCCCCCAAGCCCCCCAACCCUCGCAGGUCUGAACAUCUCUGACGAUAAAGAAGAGGAGCUUGAGGACCUCUCACUCGCUCUUCAGCUGCUUCUCGAUGUGGAUGAGGCACGCCGGAGAGAAGAGGAGGAAAGAAAGGCCAAGGAGGCCGAGGAGGAGAAGCUACGCAAGACCGACGGGCUCCGCGUUCCUCGAAGGCGUAUGAUCACCUCGCUACCGACGGACUGGUUCCAGAAGGUGACGGCUUCGUUGCAAGCCCACCCUUCCAAGACGCUCGCCACCACUGCCGAAAGCGUCGAACUCAGAAAACACGACUUCGCCAAGGUGGUCCCGGAGACUGAGUGGCUCAAUGACGAGAUCGUUAAUGGUUCACUCCAGUGGCUCGACCGCUACGUCAACGCGGCCGCAGGCGCCACGGACAUCAAAUCGCCAAACCGGGUCUGCCUGGUCAUGGGAUCCUUCUUCUACAAGAGACUGGAGGACAACGGCGUGCAAAACACCGAACGAGCACUUCGCCGAUAUGGUGUGACCAAGGCCAAUUUCCUCAAGCUGGAAACAAUCCUCAUGCCCAUCUGCAGAAACAACCAUUGGACCUUGCUCGUUGUCCGGCCGCAGAAGCGGACCGUGUCGCAUAUGGACUCCUUCAACCCAAGAGGGUCGGCCGUCCACACCAACAGAGCCCUGGCCUGGAUCGAGGCAUUCUUGGGCAGCGAUUACGAGGCGAGCGAGUGGAGGACGGUCUGUCACGAAGCCCCGCUGCAGAGGAACGGUUACGACUGCGGUGUUUUCACCAUCACGAAUGGAAUGUGUGUGGCCCUCGGUCUCAACGCCAUCGACACUUACACUGGCGAGGACCUACCACUGCAGCGUCUUAGAAUUGCGGGCAUGCUGCUGAACAAGGGCUUCAGCGGAGAAUUCGAUCUCAGUGGCCUGUGA